Arachis ipaensis is the source of this 747-nucleotide messenger RNA. The record is from RefSeq and is a predicted model, not a curated record. Lineage: Eukaryota; Viridiplantae; Streptophyta; Magnoliopsida; Fabales; Fabaceae.
AUGUCUCACUCAAACACCUUUCAUUGGAACCUCAUGAUAAGAGGCUAUACGGAUAACGACUUCUUUCUACAUGCUCUCAACUUGUAUAUCACAAUGCGCUUUCAAGGGGUUUCCGCCGAUCAUUUUACAUACCCUUUUGUCCUCAAAGCUUGUGGUGGCUUGUUGGAUUUCCGAGAAGGCGAAAAGGUUCAUGGGAGCUUGUUUAAAAUGGGUCUGGCUGAGGAUCUUUAUGUUUGCAAUUCACUCCUCAUUGGGAUGUAUGGCAAGUUUGGUCACAUUGAUUCUGCAGUCAAGUUGUUUGAGGAAAUGCCUCUUCCAGACUUGGUUUCUUGGAAUUCAAUGGUUGACGCCAAGUGUAGGUUGUUAAGUUAUGCAGAGAAGAUUUUCGAUAGUAUAUCUUCGAAGAACAUUGUUGCUUGGAAUGCAAUGAUUGGUGCUUAUGCUCUGAACGGUCAACCAAUUCAGGCUUUUGAUUCUUUGGAGAAUAUACUCAAGGAUGAUAAAUUGGCUGUUGAUAAUGUCACACUCAUAAACCUGCUUCCUUCCUGUGCACAACUAGGAGCUGUUUUGCAGGGUAAGACUAUCCAUGGACUUGCCAUAAGGAAAGGCUUUCUACCUCAUCCGGUAUUGGAAACAGCUUUGCUCGACAUGUAUGGCGAGUUUGGAAUACUGAAGUUGGCAGAGGUAACCUUCGAUCAAAUGAUCCAUCAUGAGAAUUCACCCUCCUCCUUCGCAUCGAAGCACUAG